This is a messenger RNA of Cylindrotheca closterium, 675 nucleotides long. The record is from the annotation of a GenBank genome assembly. Lineage: Eukaryota; Bacillariophyta; Bacillariophyceae; Bacillariales; Bacillariaceae.
AUGUUUUGCGCAACCAACAUAAUAUCUAAGAAUACACUUGACCAGCCAGAAAUAUUUUCCAUGGACAGUUCUAGUAGUGGUGACAGUGGCAGUGGCAGUAGUCUGGAGAAAGAAACGUCCUCCGACAGCAGUCUGGAAAAAGAUCACUCUGUGACAAGUCGCAUCACGGAUUACGAUACCUCGGAUGAUGAAAAUGCUUCCGCCAUUGCCAUUUCUGGUGGAACGCCACAAAGAGACUCCAAAGUUAGGUUCGAUUCCGUCGAAGUCCGAGAAUAUCCAAUCAUCCUGGGUGACAAUCCAUCCUGCCGUCAAGGUCCUCCCAUCACCAUUGGGUGGGAACCAAAGUCGGACGUCUUCACUCCAGUCGACGAAUUUGAAAAACUGCGUUCAGAGGAACGUCACAGCGAUCCUGAUGAAAUGUUUGUAUCCUCCUUUAACCGAAUUGAUAUUUUGAAGAAACUGGGAUUUUCCAGACGGGACAUUAAAAAAGCAAGCUCCAAAGCCUCCAAACUUCGGAAAAAACGCGAUGAGACCAGCCAACAUGAACAGAAAAUUGAACCCUUGCGUCAGUUGAAGGAUCGGACAGUGGAAUUGCUGUCUUGCAAGAAGACUACACGAGAAUCCUCGCCGCUGCGUUCCAAUGACGUGCAUGCUUAUGAAGACGUAGCAGUGUAA